AUGGCUCAGACGCUGCUGGAGCAGGUGGGGGCGGAGCUGCUGGACGGGGACGAAUGUCUUCUCGUCUCAGAUGUCCGAGCAUACGGAUGGUUUUGGGCCUACGGGAUAGAAGUGGAUGACAAAGUGAUCGAGAUCAACGGGGAGCGACCCACCAGCGUCGACAGUCUAUGUGCCAUGCUGCAGGAUAAGACUGCAUCCUCGCUUGACAUGACUGUCUUCGACAAGGACGGGAAACUUUCUCAGUUCCACUUUUCCAUUCCUCUGAACUCACCGGAGCUUCAUUGCCUGGGCAUGUUCAUCGAGAUCGAUCCCAGCUCGAAGCAGCACAUCGUGACCGGCAUCAUCCCUGAAAGCCCAGCAGCCCGAGGCAAAAUUCUCCUCGGCAGCUGCAUCCGAUCUAUAGACGACGAGGGCUUGUACGGCAAGAGCCUUGCCAACAUCCGUAAGUUGAUCUUCGGCAGCCAGGAAGCUCUGUGCAAGGUCUGCCAUCAGGGACCCGGAUCGCCGCGGGUCGUGGAGUCAUACAUUGAGAGAAAGCAUCAGAAGCGGGAUGGAUACAACUCAGGAGACGACUGCGAGUACGCCGACGGCUGGUCGGACAAGCAGCAUGCAGUCUCAUCGGCACUCAACAAGGUGGCGGCAUGGCAGGAGGAGCAGCUGAGUGCGAGGCAGCUGGGAGGCAAGAAGAGCGACAGAGACAUCGAAGUCCAUCAGGAACAGUUUGACUUGUCUCUGCCGUCGUCUGAUAGCUCGCGGCAGAUGCUGUUGGAUGCUUGCACAGCCAGCAAUAGGGGAAACAAGGAAUUGUUCGACGACAAGAUCGCCGACAUUCAGCCGAUGCUUGACUCCAUGACCGUGAAGGCUUCUCAAGAGAGGAGGAAAGCCGACUUCCUGCGAGACAAGCACGAGCAGCUCUCUCAGACUUUGAACUGGAUCGAGGAGGAGGUAGACAGAUUGAGCCAACCCAAAGAAUGCGUCUUGUGA
Guillardia theta CCMP2712 is the source of this 984-nucleotide messenger RNA. RefSeq lists its product as hypothetical. NCBI's taxonomy places the organism in Eukaryota, Cryptophyceae, Pyrenomonadales, Geminigeraceae. Bases 1 to 984 code for a protein of 327 amino acids. Gene Ontology annotation, molecular function: protein binding. The record is from RefSeq and is a predicted model, not a curated record. The transcript is spliced from 12 exons.